AUGGACGGAAAGAAAGUCAUAGUAACAUAUUUCGAUGAGUAUGGCAUUUGGCCAAAGAUCGCUGAUGAUUUCCGUACUCACCUUCCCCUUCGCAAUCUCCACUGGAAAUCUGCAAAAGGCUCAACACGUAAUAUAAUUGUUUUGGGCGUGGAUCUGAAACGGUUCACAUCAGAGAGUACUGAGAAGCCACAUAUGAUGCCCGAGACAUUACUAGAAAAGCCAUACCUUAAUUUAUAUUUUGUUAAUUGUGAUGAUAAUGAAAUAUACCGUCAAACAGUUCGGCAGAAAAUUCGCGAUUGGGUUAACAUCGUUACUGCUCCCUCAAAAAAAAAUCAAGAGUGGUUGAUAGUUUAUGUGACAAAACAAGAAGCUCUUCGUGCUGCUAGAUAUUUUAAUAUGAAUAUGAAAGGAACAGUCUUUGAUAAAAUUAAAGCUGAUUUUAAUGCUUCUAGGCGUGAUAGAUGUGUCCAACUUCGACUAUCAGAUAAUGAUUCUGACGAAUACGAUUCUUGGCAAGAGCUUAUGGCUAAAAUAAAAGAGGGUAUAUUGACUAGUUUCGAUCAACAUGUGGUCCAAUAUGAAGACGACAUUCGAAGAUUCGAUUCACAGAGAAGCAUGAUUGGCUGGAAUUAUUGUACUUUUUUUGUUUUAAAGGAAGGAUUGGCUUUGACAUUUGAAGUUUUUAAUUUGUAUGAGGAAGCUUUAGUUCAAUACGAUGAAUUAGAAGCUUCUUUUUUCCAAGUUCUGAGAGAUAGGGCACUGGCGUGGUUUGGUGACUUUGGUGCUACAGACAUCAAAGAUGACAGUGCCAAUAUAUUGGACGUUAAAAAAAAACCUUAUCGUGACCUUAUAAGGCAGAAUAAGUUACCAGAGUUUGACUUUAGAUGUUAUCUUUUUGCAAGGCAGUGCCACUUGUUGGGGAGGUUACAAAGGCCGGUGGAAAUUUGUCGGAGGGCACAACUUUUCAUUUCUACAUUUGGGAGGGCAAUAAAAGAGCAUCAAGCAAAUGUUGGUGAGCAUUUUUUAGAAUCAUGGAUUUAUUCAUCAUGUAUGAGUGUGGUUGGCGAAUGCGAAGAAUUGGCCCCGUUAACUUCCUUGGAUGAAUCUACUUCGAGUGCUUUCAAUGCUGCUAAAGGAGAAUUAUUGGACUUAGCUAGGAAGCAGUUAGGCAUUCAUUAUGGCCACCUACCUGCCGCACUUCCGUUUACUACCGCUUUAGACGAAGUAUCGCUUCCAACAUCUCCAGUUUCUCCAGUUUCUCCAUCUUCAGAGAGUGAACCAAAAAAAAAAUUCUCGAUAACCAAUGAGGAACUGAAGGGAGCUAUUGAAUCAGACGAUUCCGCUGCUUUUGAUUUAUUGUACUUACAAUUGACAAACAGAGGCCUUAAAGCUUAUGAAGGGACUCGGCUUCGCAGUUCAUAUCGCCUGCAGGGAGAUGUUGCUGCCUUACAAUUUCAUCGCAAAAAUUUUGAGAGUGCAUCACAACUAAUGGAAGAUUUACCAUGUGCAUAUGGUGAACAAGGGUGGACUGUUGUUGAAAAUAGUCUUUUAUUCAAGUAUGCUGAAUGCCAGAAAGAAUUGGAAGAAGCUAUUUUUUAUAUGGAAGAAGUGAAAAAAUUGUGUGGAUCUCUUGAAAAAGACGAAGACAUUGUUAGAUCUUUUAAACCAAUGUUUCUAGUCACAGUAACAGAUAUAAUUGAUGAUAUAACAGAUGAGGAUGGACCAUAUUUGGCAGUUGAAUUGACAAAUUAUUUACCAACAUCAUUAACAUUCGAUCAACUUGCCAUUCGUUUGGUAAGUGGUCAGAGCGAAGAAAUUUGGUUUGAAAUUCUAAAUCAGGAAUUCAAAUAUGGCUUGAAUACAUUUAAACUAUAUUCUGAUAACAGUGCGUCAGGAAAUUAUGUUGUUGAAAAUGUUCGCAUGUCUGUAGGCAAAAUAGUUUUCACACAUAACUUUUUAAACGAAAGUAAAAAAAAGUUUUUCAGGAUUAAUGAACAUCCCGCAGUUUUGAGAGCUCAAAUAAUAGCUCCGGAAGAAAUUCAUAUCGGAGAGCAGCAAUAUUUUCUCGUUCAAAUAUUUACUGGCCUCACUAGUGUCACUAAAGGCUCAUUGAUAUUGGAACCUUUGUCUGAAGGGUUAACUUUUCCAACGGCCAACAAGCAUCAUGCCGUCACUAAAUCUGUUAAUGAUGACGUAGUAUCACAAGACAUUCUUUUAGAAGAAGAUUUAGAAGUGUUGGAAAAUGGGCAUAUAAAAUUACCUUCUUUGCGGACGAACCAAUUAAGCCAGUUCAAAUUACCAUACGACUGUAAUUGGGGUGCCAUUGAACAUAAGGUGAAAAUUACUGUUGAAUAUGAGAGUAAAGGAAAAUCACGUGUAUUCACAUCCAUAGACACUGUCAAAGUUUGGUUACCCUUAUCGGUUACAGAACUAAACAUUUUUAGGGAUGAUUGUUUAUUCGUAAAGAUGGAUAUCACGUUAAAUGGAAGUAUUCCAGUACGCAUUCUUGAAACAUCCCUUGCUCCAUCAAAAGUGUAUGAUGUUGCGGAUGACCCAGCUGUAUCGACACCGGCUAUAAGUUUAUUUGCCAAGCAACAUGCCUCAUUUGUUUACAAACUAACUAGAUCAAAAGAUUAUGAUCACGGAGAACAUGCGAAAUCACCAAGUACUAAAGUUCAUUUUAUAGUCACAUUUCGAACACUUCAAAAUGAGGUGGAGAAAUAUAUUGAGCAUACUUUAAAUAAAAUUUUGAAAGCUAGAAAUUUAUUACAACAUUCACGGUUCCUUCUUGAGAAUGCUAAAGAACAUUUACUUAAAUCAGUAGACUAUGUCUCAUAUGGAAUGUCAGAUAUAUUGGAUUUGGGUGAAUUGGAUGUUUCGCAGUGUGUGGCUUUGUUUACGAGCCACGGUAGCUUCAAAGAAUCGUUAAUAGAGGUUGUCAAGGAAUUUUGGCAGGUCUGCAAUAAAGCUGAAUAUGAUGAUAUUGCAGCUAUUUCUAAUGAUGUCAAAUCAUCAAUAUCAUUUCCCGUUGAUGUACCUUCAUCUAAAGUGCUCAAUACUGUGGAAUUGAUUAUUUCGAAACCUAAUGAUUUGGUAGUUGGAGAGCCAUGCCAUUGUCGCUUGAUUAUUCGACAUUCGUCAUACUGGAAUCACACAUCAUUGACUGAGCACAAAGACACUUUUGAGUUCUUUUAUGAUGUUCAUGUGGAUUUUGAUAAUUGGCUAUUGGCUGGACAUAAGAAGCUAUGUUUCUCAUCGAAAGUUGGAGAAACAAAAGAAUUUCCAAUAACCCUUGUCCCUCUUAAAACAGGAAGCCUUCUUGUACCCCUCAUCAGAAUUGCUAGUCCUUCACCUAAUAUGUUUUCUGAGACUGUUUAUCUUAACAAUGCUGAACAAGUUCUUGUCCGACCCCGAACACAAUCUGCGACAUUCUUUAUUGAACAACAACAUCGAAUUCAUUCGCUUCAUUCAGCUGCCGGAUUUGGUGCACCUGAGCAUCACAAUGAUUCGAGUCUAGAUGAGAUCAAUAUGGAUUAA
Messenger RNA from Cetraspora pellucida, 3537 nucleotides. The record is from the annotation of a GenBank genome assembly. NCBI's taxonomy places the organism in Eukaryota, Fungi, Glomeromycota, Glomeromycetes, Diversisporales, Gigasporaceae.